AGUUGUGGGGGAGGGGCACAAUGGAGGAUCCGAGCUUGGCGUGUGGGCUAGAGGAAGACAGUUUGCGGGGCCAUUGUGGACUUGGGGCCGUACCUCACGAUGUGCCAGGUCACCUGUGCACAGGCCAUCGUGUUUCAUCAGCAGCCGGCUAGGGCCACUUUCCGCCUCCUGGCGCUCUAACCGUUCUGCCCGCAGGUCUCUGCAGCUCACCAUGCCCCUCAGCCUCUUCCGGCGCCUCCUCCUGGCGGUCCUGCUGCUGGUGAUCAUAUGGAUCCUCUUUGGGCCCUCCGGCUUUGGGGAGGAGCUGCUGAGCCUGUCCUUGGCGUCCCUGCUGCCUGCCCCAGCCUCACCGGGGCCGCCCCUGGCCCUGCCGGGCCUCUUGAUUUCCAACCCCCAGGCCUGCGGUGGCCCGGGACCCCCUCCAUUCCUGCUCAUCCUGGUGUGUACAGCCCCGGAGCACCUGAACCAGAGGAACGCCAUUCGUGGGUCUUGGGGCGCCAUCCGAGAGGCUCAGGGGUUCAGGGUGCAGACGCUCUUUGUCCUGGGAGAACCUACAGGACAGCACAUCCCCGACCUGGCCUCAGAGUCAGCGUCCCAGAAGGACAUCUUGCAGGCUUCCUUCCAGGAUUCCUACCGCAACCUCACCCUCAAGACCCUCAGCGGGCUUAACUGGGUGCAUAAAUACUGUCCAAUGGCCCGGUACAUCCUCAAGACAGACGACGACGUGUAUGUCAAUGUUCCAGAGCUGGUGUCAGAACUGAUCCAGAGAGGGGGCCCUUCAGAGCAAUGGCAGAAGGGUAAGGAGCCACAGGAAGAGACCACAGUUUCCCGUGAGGAGCACAAAGACCAGGCAGUGCCACUCCUGUAUCUAGGCCGAGUGCACUGGAGGGUAAGCCCCACUCGCACACCAGGGGCCCGGCACCAUGUGUCAGAAGAACUGUGGCCUGAAACGUGGGGUCCUUUCCCACCUUACGCCUCAGGCACAGGGUACAUACUGUCUGCCUCUGCAGUGCAGCUUGUUCUGAAGGUGGCCAGCCGGGCACCCCGUCUACCUCUAGAGGAUGUCUUUGUGGGAGUGAGUGCAAGGCGGGGGGGCCUUGCCCCCACACACUGUGUCAAGUUGGCCGGUGCCACCCACUAUCCCCUGGACAGGUGCUGUUAUGGGAAAUUCCUGCUAACAUCCCACAAACUGGAUCCUUGGAAAAUGCAGGAGGCCUGGAAGCUGGUGAACCGACUGAAUGGGAAAAGGGCUGAGCCCUUUUGCUCCUGGUUCCAGGCAUUCCUGGGUGUCUUGAGGUGCCGGUUCAUAGCCUGGCUCAACAGCUGAGCCCUGGAGCUACAGAAAAGUCAGCACCUCAGAGACCAGGAUGCAGCUCUGUCCCUGUGGUGAUCCAUCUCCUCACAGCAGACUCUGAAGCCAUUGCUGGGCAAGGUUAGAGACUUGGGGCCUGGCCUGACAGCUUCAGAGACAGUCAUCAGGGAGGGAAAAAUGCAGGAGGGCGCCAGGGACUACUGUACUGUUUUCACCAGCUGGGC
Molecule: messenger RNA, 1536 nt
Organism: Phodopus roborovskii (desert hamster)
Lineage: Eukaryota; Metazoa; Chordata; Mammalia; Rodentia; Cricetidae
Gene: B3galt4
Product: beta-1,3-galactosyltransferase 4
Exons: 1
Coding region: 212-1327 (371 amino acids)
Cellular component (GO): membrane
Molecular function (GO): N-acetyl-beta-D-glucosaminide beta-(1,3)-galactosyltransferase activity
Source: RefSeq, a predicted model, not a curated record